Columba livia (rock pigeon) is the source of this 1828-nucleotide messenger RNA. It is a transcript of the gene HOGA1, whose product is annotated as 4-hydroxy-2-oxoglutarate aldolase 1. The record is from RefSeq and is a predicted model, not a curated record. The transcript is spliced from 7 exons. Gene Ontology annotation, cellular component: mitochondrion. NCBI's taxonomy places the organism in Eukaryota, Metazoa, Chordata, Aves, Columbiformes, Columbidae. Gene Ontology annotation, molecular function: (R,S)-4-hydroxy-2-oxoglutarate aldolase activity. Bases 550 to 1551 code for a protein of 333 amino acids. Gene Ontology annotation, biological process: glyoxylate catabolic process.
AGGGAAACAAGUGGUUCGAGGGCAGGGCUCCUUGCUGUGUGAUGCCCUGGUUUAUUGCAGUGCUUCAAAGUCCCACCAUGGUUCCCUGCUGGAGCCAUCCCUGGGUGGAAACGGCAGCCCCUUUGCAGGUUGGGUCACUUCUGCUGAGCGUGGUGCUCAUUGCUCCCUACCCAGAAAUGCUCCCGCUCGCCUGUUUACAGGAGGCCCUACACUGACACCCAGAGCAGGUGAACGCUGCUUACAGCCCUGGGACGCCCUGCAAUGCCUGGUCCCCCCCCCGGCCCUGCAGCCUGGCCCUGUGGGUGGCAGAAAGAUGGCUGCCAGGGCUGGCACACAGAAGGAAAAGCACAGCUGGGGCAGCCAGGACUCACUUGGAGGGGUGCUAAUCUCCUGUGCCUGGCUCCUGGAGCUCGGAGAACACUCUGAGCUCACCCAGUACCACCCCCGUGUCAUCCGCCCAGCCUGGUCGUGGGUCCCUCACGUGCCCCGUCAAUCAUUAACAGCCCCUCGGCAGGGCAGGAGGCACAGCCGGGGUGGCACCCACCUACCAUGGUGCUCGGCGUCCGCCUUGCCUCUCCCCUCCAGCCUGCCCUGGCAGCUCUGUGCCAGGCAGUCCCCAGGCAGCACCGGGGGCUCAGCACCCCCUCGGGACAUGGACACACACUCGACCUUCGGGGCAUCUUCCCACCCCUCACCACCCCCUUCUCAUCCACACGGGAGGUGGACUACGCCCGGCUGGAGGGGAACCUGCACCACUAUGCCAGCAUCCCCUUCCGAGGGCUGGUGGUGCUGGGCUCCAACGGUGAGUACCCCUACCUGGCACCCCACGAGCGGCUGGAGGUGGUGAGCUGCGUGCGCCGGGCUCUACCCAGGGACCGUCUGCUGCUGGCCGGCUCCGGCUGCGAAUCCACCCAGGCCACCAUCGAGCUGACGAGCAGCAUGGCAGAGGCAGGGGCCAACGUGGCACUGGUUGUGACACCCUGCUACUACCGGGGGGCCAUGACCAGCGCUGCACUGGUCCAACACUACACGGAGGUUGCUGAUGCAUCCCCCAUCCCUGUGGUGCUCUACAGCGUCCCUGCCAACACUGGCCUUGACCUACCCCUGGAGGCUGUCCUCACUUUGGCUCAGCACCCCAAUAUCCUUGGGAUCAAGGACAGCAGUGGGGACAUCACCCGCAUGGGGCUGAUGGUCCACAAGACAAGGCAGGAGGAUUUCCAGGUGCUGGCGGGAUCGGCUGGCUUCCUGCUGGCGAGCUAUGCCCUGGGCGCUUCUGGAGGGGUCUGUGCUCUCGCCAAUGUCCUGGGGGCCCCACUGUGCCAGCUGGACCACCUGUGCCGUGAGGGCCAAUGGCAGGAGGCCCGUGACCUGCAGCACCGUCUCAUCGAGCCCAACACGGCGGUUACCCGCCGGUUCGGGAUCCCAGGACUGAAGAAGGCCAUGGAAUGGUUCGGCUACUACGGGGGUCCCUGCCGUGCACCCUUGGCCCCGCUGUCCCCCCGCCAGGUUGAGGAGCUGAGGGGCACCUUCAGCAUGAAUGGCUGGUUGUGAGGAGUCUCCCCACCUCGCACAAUGGGAAGGCACAGGAAUCAGGGACCCUGGGAGCUGGGGACAUGGCAGGGACACUGGAAUGUGGCCAGGAGAAAGCCACCCAUCUCACUCCUUCCUGCUGGACAGGGCUGCCCUGGGCAGAGUGAGUGGGGGCGACACCCAGUACACCCUGACCACCCUUGCACCACCACCAGCACCCAGGGUCCCACUAUGACCACCUAGGAAGGGAUGGAUCCCUGUGCUGUGAGCUGGGAAUAAACCUGCUGCCUCCCUUCUG